Molecule: messenger RNA, 662 nt
Organism: Lepidothrix coronata (blue-crowned manakin)
Lineage: Eukaryota; Metazoa; Chordata; Aves; Passeriformes; Pipridae
Product: beta-2-syntrophin-like
Exons: 1
Coding region: 24-479 (151 amino acids)
Cellular component (GO): intracellular anatomical structure; dystrophin-associated glycoprotein complex; synapse
Molecular function (GO): structural molecule activity; protein binding
Source: RefSeq, a predicted model, not a curated record
CCGGCGGCGGCGGUGGCGGCGGCAUGGCCGUGUGGACCCGGGCUUGUAAAACGGGGCUGCUGGAGCUGCUCCUCCGGGAACGUUGGGUCCGCGUGUCGGCGGAACUGACCGGGGAGACCCUGAGCUUAACGGCGGAACCGGGGGCCGGGGAUGCGUCGGUGGUGAACGGCGUGGUGAACGGCAACGCGGAGGCGGCGGCGGCGGCGGCAGCGGCACCCGGUUGCGUGAGGAGGGUGCGGGUGGUGAAAGCGGAGGCGGGAGGGCUCGGGAUCAGCAUUAAGGGAGGUCGGGAGAAUCGGAUGCCGGUGCUGAUCUCACGGAUCUUCCCGGGAUUGGCGGCGGAGAGGAGCGGAGCGCUCCGGUUAGGCGACGCCAUCCUCGCCGUGAACGGCGUCGAUCUCCGCGAUGCCACCCACGAUCAAGCCGUGCAGGCGCUGAAGAGAGCCGGCAGAGAGGUCAUCCUCGAAGGUAACGCCUAAACGCCCCUCCUCUCCCCCUCGAAUCCCCCGUACGGGCCCCCGGUGCUACCCUGUCCCCCCGGUGCUCCCCCCGCCGUUAUCGAGUCCCAACACACCCCCUUGCCGCUGUCACCGGGCUCCCCGACCGCCCUUGGGCCCCUUUUCCGGGUGCGGGACGCCACUCCCCCCACCCCAGAGUCCCGG